GGCACGCGGCAGGCAACGCAGCCGACGAUGGGGGCCGCGGAGACCGCUGCCCGACCAUCGUCACGGAGCAGCAACGUCACCGCCGCCGCCGCCAUCGUCACCGCCAUCAUCGCCGCCAGCGUCAGCGCCGUCAGUGUGAGCGCGCAGUUCUCUCAACAAGGAAACCUGCGUCUCGUCUGCGUCUCGGCAGAAGAAAAUGAAGGCGCAGCGGCGGCGGCGCUCCCCUCGGCACGGAGCUGCUCCCCGGGCACCGGGACUCCCUCCAAAGUGCACGCGCAAGCCCAGGCGUCGAGGGACAACGCGCGGAGGCAGGAGCAGGCCAUCGUGGACCUGCAGAGCACCGUCAGGGAGCUCCUGGAGAAGCUGAGGAAGUGUGAAGAGAGAGGAGGCGGUGGUGGUGGCGGUGGUGGUGGUGGUGGUGGCGGUGGUGCUGGGAGGAUGGAAGGCGUGGACACCAUGGACCGCAAGGUGAAGGACCUGGUGCGGAGGAUGGAGAAUGUUGGCACGUCCGACACGAGCUCCCGCUCAUCGCCAUACGCAGAAGACAACGACGACGACGACGAUGACGACGAUGGCGGUGAUGGCGGGCGUGAUGGCGGCAAUGGCGGCGACGACGACGACGACGCCGUGACGGACACUGCACUUGGCGGAAAUUCCUUGGGGAAAUUUUCGGACGAAAGCGACUCGGUGCGUCUCGUGUUCAGCGCGCGCACCAACUACAUGUACGCGCGCGUGCGCUCCACGCUGCCCGAGCUGCACGCGUUCACGCUGUGCACGUGGCUCAGACGGACUGGCCUCGGCCUGGGAACGAUCCUCUCGUACGCCGUGACCGGGCAGCCCAACGAGCUGACCCUCAUGGAGGCGGGCGGAGACGGCGUCGAGGUGGUGGUCAACGACAAGGUGAUGCUCCUCCCCUUGAGAGUGCCCCGCCUCAGCUGGCACCACGUGUGCGUCACGUGGAGCGCCCGCGACGGAGCGUGGAGCAGCUUCCUCGACGGGGUCCGCACGGGCAGCGGGGACGGCCUCGCGCCCUGGAGGCCCCUCACUGGCGGCGGGGUCAUCGUGCUGGGACAGGAGCAGGACGUGUUGGGGGGCCACUUUGAUGCGACGCAGGCGUUCGUGGGGGAGCUGACCCAGCUGGGGGUGUGGGCCGUGGCGCUGUCGCCCCAGGCGGUGACGUCACUCGCCUUCUGCGUGCCCGCGGAGACGCCCGCCCGGGUGCUCGCGUGGACACGCAGGGGACUCGAGGUCAGGGGGGGUCGUGGGAUCCUGCGGGAGGGGCCCGCGUGCCCCCUCGAGCAGUGA
Messenger RNA from Lethenteron reissneri (Far Eastern brook lamprey), 1305 nucleotides. Its product is annotated as neuronal pentraxin-1-like. Lineage: Eukaryota; Metazoa; Chordata; Hyperoartia; Petromyzontiformes; Petromyzontidae. The record is from RefSeq and is a predicted model, not a curated record.